Molecule: messenger RNA, 1092 nt
Organism: Serendipita indica DSM 11827
Lineage: Eukaryota; Fungi; Basidiomycota; Agaricomycetes; Sebacinales; Serendipitaceae
Source: the annotation of a GenBank genome assembly
AUGUCAGGCAAUAUCCACACACUCGGCGGCGGACGCUCUUUGGGAGGAGAUGGCGACGCAGAACCUCUUCCAGCAGCCUGGGCAAACAGAAACACGCAGCCGCGCAUUGGACGCAUUGGUGGCCCGUCCAGCUCAACACCCGCUCGUGGUGGUGGAGGUCGUGUUGCAUCUCUUCGUGACUUUGCCAACACUCCCGGUGGCUCAAGCCGAGGUCCUCGCCGCGAUGAUGACGACGAAGACGGUCCGCAAGACUUUUUUGCAGGUGGAGAAAGGAGUGGCCUCUCAGUUCAGAAUCCCGCCCAUGGUGAAGCGCGGGGAAGCGGCGGCGCUGCAAACCAGGUACGAGACAUCUUGCGCAAAGCAGCAGAAGGAUCACGCUCGAUGGCAAACAGAGAACCACCUCGUAGCAGCGCAUUCUUUGGAACAGGAAACACUCUUGGAUCCGACGAGUCCGAGUCUCAGACCGUUCCAGACCCAAAUGCGCGACCCGAUGCCGAAGAUACCGCUAUCCGCAACAUUACAUUCUGGAGAACCGGAUUUACGAUUCAGGAUGGACCUCUGCUUCUCUAUAGCGACCCAGAGAGUGCAGAAUUGCUCGAGGCAAUUCAGCAGGGAUUGGCACCACCAGAGGCAUUAAAUGUUCGAGUCGGUCAACCUGUAGAGCUUAGGGUUGCAAAGCGACUUGAUGAAGACUACGUACCGCCACCCCCGGGUCCCUUUGCCGGCUCCGGAAACCGCCUGGGUAGCCCAGUCCCACCUGCCGCGCAACCAGCUGCUGCUGCGGCCUCUACAUCUACAGCAACAGCCUCGAGCUCUGCAGCUGCACCACCAAGCAGCUUUGAAGUCGACUUGACUGCACCAAUGACGAGCAUCCAAAUCCGCUUGGCUGAUGGCACGAGGAUCGUUAGUAGGAUGAACCUGACCCAUACCAUUGCAGAUAUUCGCAACUUUAUCAACGCCUCUCGCCCCGGUACAUCGACUAGACCAUACACUAUCCAAACGACGCUUCCGGUCAAAGUUCUUGAUGACGAAACGCAGACUAUUGAAGCGGCGGGUCUGAAGAACAGUGUUGUUGUUCAACGAUGGCUCUAA